This is a messenger RNA of Aphanomyces invadans, 2142 nucleotides long. RefSeq lists its product as hypothetical. The coding region runs from base 461 to 1285 and encodes 274 amino acids. Lineage: Eukaryota; Oomycota; Saprolegniomycetes; Saprolegniales; Verrucalvaceae. The record is from RefSeq and is a predicted model, not a curated record. The transcript has a single exon.
CACACACAUUCGAGACACGUCAGAGCGGCAAUAUAAAUUGGAUGUGGAGUUCAUGCAGGGAUGGCAAGUUUGCUGUGUGAUGGCGCGGCCAUCACGCCACCGUGUAGAGCGCGUCGGCCAUGAUCUUCACCUCCAUGCUCAGCACUUGCACAGCGUCUUUUUCAUGGUUGCACAGCGAGAUAUUGCCUUCAUCGUCUUGGCAGAGGAGGUACAUUUCAUGAAACACGGCGCUGUUCUCGCGUUGUUUGUCGUGGCUGCCACCGCCUGCUUCAUCUUCCGGGAUGCAAUCUGGCGCGCUUCGCACAAAGUACCGGCGCAUGGUGGCCAGGUUGCGGUCGCCGACGGUCUUGCGACUAUGUCCAUCCUCCAUGGCGGCCGAUUUCUUGCUGAACUUCAUGGCGGCAUACUUGCGAUGGUGCUCUGGCAAGCCGAAUUUUAAGGUAAAGCACGAGAGGUACCAAUGGACCGUGCAGAGCGCGCGCACGUGGAGGGAGAUGGCUUUGCCGUCGUAGUUGGGCACCUCGAUAAGCUUGUACCCGAGAUCACUCACAAUCGCGGUCGUGUUAAACAUGAGCUGCCGCCCGAGCGAAUUCUGCGCCACGUUGCGCCACCACGAUCGGUUUAUCGCGUGAUCGAGGCACAGCACGACGAUCAAGUUGAUGACGAGCGCGACCAGCUGCCCGGUGUACGUGCGAACGAACCAGCUUUCAAAGAAAUUCACCGAGAGGCCGUCAAGGAUGUUGUCGCGGGUAUCGACGGCCGUGUAGUCGGCGUUGAUAAAGUCGGUAAACUUGUCGCGUUGGAGGAGAAAGAUGGACGCAAAGUAGAUGCAUGUGACGCUGCUAAAGUUGAAAAACCCCACGACGUGGUUCGCCCCGGUGUGGCGGGCCGUGCUGACCAAGCUCGCCCCUCGCUUGAGCACCUUGAGGACAAAACAAUUGAACCACAGCAUGCGAAUGUUGAUGGACCACAGGCGCAGGACGACAAAGCUGUCGUUCGCGCCUUUGUUCCACCGGUACAAGCUCCUGGCAAACACCGCGCUCGACGUUUCAUCGAGCAGCACCGCGACCAAGUACAGUCCCACGAACACGUCGCUGUUGAACGACAUGAACGACAGGCUGAACGCGUUGCUGGGGUACCGAUACAGCGUCGGGGACACCAUGUACCCGAGCUUUUCGUACCAUGUCGAGAGCGUCGACCGGUUCGUCCACCGCACUGUCUUGCGGCUCGUCGAGAACGACACGGCCAAGUACACGACGCACGUAAAUCGCACCCACAAGGCUAACGUUGUCGCAUUCGACCGGCUCAGCAUCAUCCCCAACGCGCGCUUUUGACCAUAGAUCGGCUUACUCGACUGGACGGUCAGCACUUGCGUCGUCGCGUUGAACUGAAUCUGCACCGUGCACCUAUCGACGCCCAUCUCCAUGAUCGGCAAGCACCCCGUGCAGAAAGACCGCGCGUUGAACCGGUACAUGGACAAGUUGGUGCGCACCACCACGCCGUGGGUGGGAAUGGGAAUCGCUGUCGUUAGCCGCAUGUCGGCAUCCACGCGAGCGGGUCGAUAGCCGAGCUCUGCCAACUGUUUGGCGUUCGAACCGGCGGGAGGCGGGGGCGACGGCCCCAUAAACAGGUUGUACAGCGUUGGCCCUCGAACGUGGACGAGUUCGUCCAGGACGUGGCCGAGCUGCGUCGUCUUGGCGCCUGGAGGCACAGGGUACACGUCGGCCAGGUGACGGCAUAUGUCAUUGACCUUGUCGAGUACCACGAACGAUCCUGCCGCGAGAAAGUAGUGGCUCUUCUCGCGCGCAUGGAUGGCUGCGAGCGAGUGGUUUAGGAUGAAUCGGCCAGCGCUGGACACGCUGUACGGCGACGCGUCCGUGGGAAACGAAAAGUAGUGUUUCAGGUCGUUGGCGGACGCGACCUUGGUCAAAACAGGCGUGAAGAAUGUCUUGGCAUUCCCAAUGUAGUCGUUCAGGUCCCAGUUGUUGAUGGCCACGUCGAGCACCAUGCACACGGCGCAGAUCACGGCCGUCGUGGUGCCAAAGAUUUGAGGCCCGCGCGCCUUGAGAAAGCCACGCACGCGCUUCGUGCAUCCUUGCACCGGCAACGCCAUGUUGCCGAGCCUGGUGUUCUGGAGACUCC